AUGGCUUACUUGUUUAACAUAUUUGCAUUUGUUGUCAUUGGAAUUGCCGGUUCUCAUUUCCGAGGUACUUCUGCGGAAGCCAACUCAUCGACACGCCGUUGGAGAAAAAGACCUAUUCACCAGCUGAAUCUCACCGUAGCCUGGAUUGAAAGACCUCCAUAUUUAAAUUCCCCUUCUAACGAAUCCAUUGAAGACGAAGUCGCUGGGUUGUUUCGAGAUGUAGUUUUAAAGUAUUUGAUUUCUGAAUGUGGUUAUACCGAUGAAAACUACAGAUAUAUUUACAAUGUGAAAACAAAGAAAGCUCAAAGUGAAUUUGAAAUGAUCGAGCUGUUGAGGCGAGACGAAGCGCACAUAGCUGCUCCUAUAUUCAAACAACAACACGAUGAGCAUUACAGUGAAUUUCUAUUUUUCAAAGUGCUUAAUUAUCCUGGAACCGAAUACAUAACAACAGCUGAAGAGGAAACCAGAGCUAUCAUUGUAGUAUUUAAUUCUUUGCUGAAGUCUUGGCCUUUGCUUGCCUUUACACUGAUCCUCACGGCCAUAGCUGGAAUUAUCAUCUGGGUACUUGUAAGUAUUACUCUACUCCUGAUUUUAAGGUUCUUGCAAACUUCCUACCCACACAAAUGCGAGCCAAAAAAGUUCCUUCUAUUUCUAUCUCCCUUUAAAUUACAUUAUCCCCUGAACUCAUACAGCGUUUUUGAAGUAACUCAGUGGGUGUUCCGUAAGAGGCGUUUCUUUAAGUUCCACAUGAAGCUAAGCCUUAAGAACCAAUGGAAAAGUAACAUCAAAAAUCAACAAGUUUAUUCGAUCUCACUAAAUAUCCAACUGCAGCUUUGCUUUGUUUGUCUGAUACAUUCAAUCUUAACAAUAACAUACUGCAGACGCAUUUUCGAAACUAUACAAUAGUUUAGUACCCUUCCGCUCGAUGUUUGGACUGAAUUGGUGAGAUUUUGACUUACAAAAACCAGUCCAGUUUUGACCAUAUCAAGAGGGUCAAUGACCGUUGAUAAUAGAUAUUUAAUAUGAUUAGUGAUUUUAAUGUACACCCGUGCGAGAACCAACAUUGCUUUGACAAGGGGCUAGUACUCGAAACUCUUUACGAAAGCUAACUUACGUUGUCAACUCAGUUGAUGAUACUAAAUUACCCUGUUAUACUCUCCCACCAACGCAGCACCACAGUUUCUUUAGAAACUUACCCCUUUAUUCAUUAAUCUUCCUUUAGCUAACAACUAUAUUUGAAAUCCUAGGAUUCAUAUUGGAACAGUGAAGAGUUUUCGCGUUCAUUCUUCAGAGGCUCCUGGGAUGGUUUUUGGUGGUCUUUCAUUUCCAUGACAACCGUAGGGUGAGGAGAGCUCUAAGUAUUAGGAUUUAUCCCAAAUCAUAAUUGAGGUGUCAGUUACAUAUUGAUCAGGUGACGUUUGAUUUCUUACAAUGUAUUUCAUGCAGAUUUUCCCCUUUUCUGGCGAGGACCAGGCAAAAUUCAUACAUUGUACUGCUAGAGUGCUCCCGAAAAUCUGUCACAAUGCUUCAGCUUUAGCUAAUUAGUCAGUAAAAGUAUAACUAUUGACUUUAGACUUCCCAUAAUCAAUUUAGCUUAUUAAAUCACGACAGAGGAGGUCGAGCAGUUAAUCGCAGUUGCGCUCUCUGAGCUAAUGCUCUCCUAUCCACAAAACUGAUCACACGUUUCAUAAAAACGUAUUUUCUGUUUGUUCUUUGCUAGAUAUGGAGACAAGGCUCCAAAAUCUGUUCUGGCUCGUAUAUUCUCGGUCAUCUGGAUCCAGUUUAGCCUUAUAAUCAUGGCUGUCUUCACGGCAAAUGUAACAUCUGCAUUGACAGCUCUUUCUUUGCAUCUGGAACCAACCAGCCUUGACGCCGUUGAUGUUAGUGCAGAUAAUUUGACAUUGCAUUAUAUCAGUUUUAAUGAGCCAUAACAAGGCAUCUGUUUUACAACCCUGCAGACUCCAAGAAACUUAUAUAGAGAAUUGUCUCUAUUUUAGUAAUUGACUAUCCAUAAAAAACAAGGACCAUGUAAAAGAAAAAAGUAGCCAAAACGGAUAACAUAAACUUCCUAUCAUAGUACGGCACUUUCUACAAAUGGGGCUCACUAGACUUAAAACAUUUAUCUGCGAUUCUUUGUAUAUGUGCUGUUCUUGGUUUUAUUACUAACGUAUUUUCUUUGGAGUCUUUCAAGUAAGAAAAGUCAUGUGGAAUUUAAUCUGUCCAAAUUACCAUGAAUGUUAUUUUGCGCUUUAUCCUUAGGUUGCAGUGUUGAGCAAUGGAACCGAAUACCAACAUGCGCUAAAAGAGCAUGCACGUCCGAAAGGUCAAUGGGAAAUCAAUUUAGCUAAACUAGAUAUUGACAUAUAUAACAAACAGAAUUAUGAAGUUGGUAACUCUUGGUAACUUUUUGAUCUCGGUAAUGGAAUAGAGAGAGACUUUUUUUUUUAAUUCGUCAAUAGCAUAGCAAAAAUAAACGAUUCUGAGUCCCCAUAAGGAAUCGUAUUUAAGACUCUGUGGUGAGUUAGGGGUAUAACUUAACAAAUGCAUGUGAUGUGCGUCCUGCAUGCUGCUAGGUUCAGUAAUGUCAAAAGCGUCGUGCGCAUAAACAUAAUAAGAAAGAUAAAAAAAAUUUAGUCAAUGAGUAUAACAGAAAAAAAAUUUAUGUUCCUUUUUGUUGCCAAAUGGGAGAAAAAUUUCGAAAAAUAUGAAACUUCUGCAGUAGUCAUUUUACCAAGAAAAGCACAAUUUCAAAGCUCUGGACUGCAUAUUUGCGCUGCGUUGCCAGCAUCUGCUUUAAUUUUAAAACAUUUAUGACGAAUGCAAGAAAUAGCAUAUUUGUUACAAAAACAGGAUUAAAAAGCAAUAACUGAAAAAAAAUUAUUUAAAGAGACGUCAUCUAUUAUUCCGUCUUCGUAGUGUUUAACAGCAUCGAUGAUGCCAUUGAAGCACUGGAAUCAAAGCAAGUCAACGGAAUGUUAUUGGACCGCUACGCUGCUUCCUAUUAUCAAAGAGAUGGCAAACUGGAAUCCCUUGUAACUGUCAAGAAGUUAGAUCUACAAAGAGACAUAGGAGCGCUGUUUCAUAACAACCGAAAGGCGCUUGCCGAGUGCUUAAUAAACAGUUUCCGUUCAGACAUAUGGAGAUCGGUUCAAGGCAUUACUGACUUAUACAAGGUAAUCUUUAAAGUAAAGAAAGAAGGACUUGAAAUUUUGGCAUCAAAUUUCUAGAUUCUUUAUACUACGAGUAGAAUCAAGUAAAGUUGAUAAUGUAAGUGGUGCUUGUGCUGUACGGUAAAGUGCGAUAUGAUAAGCAAUGUUAAUAACACACGCGAAGUCAGCGGCAGCGUUGUAGUAAUCGUGUGCCAAAUAAGGUAUUAACAAACAGACAAACCAACCACAAAUAACAACUCACCAUAAAGCAAAGGAUAUCAUAUGUUAUUUCAUGGUUUUAUUUCAUAAUUAGUUAACACAAGAAAGGCCUCCGACAAGCUUCAAUCUCUUUGACGAAUCCUCCCCAUUCGUCAGAAAUUCCAUGUAUACAUCACUUGGAGUGUUGGCUGUUUUGCUUGUUAUUGGUAUGUCGUGGGAAGUGCUCAUUAGACUGAAAGGAAAAGGAAAAGGAAAUGUCGUCAUGCACGUAGGUGAGCGUGUUGAUCAAUUUUCUUUAAAAGUAAGCUUUAAUAUAAAUUAAUACAUACCACGCAGCUGAAGGGAACUUUUCGCGCGCACUGAUUGGCUAAUUCGGAAGUGAAUAACAAGUACUCUCCACCUCCGAGAGGCAAAUGAGACAAAAUCGCGCGUCAGUAGUUUAAUGUCCGACCAUUUUUCGGUAUAUUGAAACAAAUAACUUGUUUUUUUAUCUUUGUGGUAUAAACUAAAUAAUUAUUCACCUCAGUGUCGUUAAAAGUGGUGGAUAUUUACCUCGCCACUUCGCCGCUCUGCAGGUAUCCGUCACUCUUCACCUCCUCUAAGGUGAAUAAUUGUUGAAUAAAAAGUAGAGAUCAGCAAAGCCGUACAACGAUUCAAGGUCUCACCAACGGAAAUGAAGAUGGAAGGCAAGAGAUACGCUUGACCAAAAUUUUCAUCACUGUUCUUAAAGAUGAGGGCCUUUUUGGGACGGAUUGAUAGAGAUUCAGUCCUUCUGUGUUUCAAAAAAUUCUUCAAAAAACACUGAUAUGUAGAGAACUUGUGUUGAGCAUAUUCCCUAAAAAUUUGUUCAUAUUUGUAUUAAUUUCAAAUAAUGAAGAUAACGUAAGGAAAAAUGUCAUUAUGUAAAUUUAAAAAGUAAAAAGCUAAAAAAUGUUUAAGAGAUUAAAAUCGAUUCUAAUUGAAAACGCGAACGACGAAGGCAAAAGAAAAUAUGAUAUAACAUGAAAACUUAAAGAAUACUUUACCAGUUGCAUUCGAGUGGAAAGCUCUACCACGUCCCUGUAGUUAUACUAUGUCUCUAUAAUGAGGGUGAAUUACUGGUUUCUACUUAUUGUAAAUGCGACUGCAAAGUGAAAAACUUUGAGAAUUAAAGAGCCUAUGACGAUAAAUUCAAUUCAUGCUCUGUUCGCAGCGACUGUUGAGUACAGCGAGUAUCUUCUGGUAACUUCAAUGUUUAACAUUGUACCGUGGAACGAUAACCGCAGUUUUUAAAAUUACGAUUUUUCUUUUUCGUAGAUGAGGUCAUUAAUAAAGGAUGGGUCUCAGAGGGAGAAACAGUUCGCGCCGAACUUGAAGUAAUGCGACGGCUCCUGCGCACCACACAGGAACAGUUUGACAAACUGGAGUCCAAAGUUUUUAAUAUUAGACUGAAAUGA
This is a messenger RNA of Pocillopora meandrina, 4804 nucleotides long. Lineage: Eukaryota; Metazoa; Cnidaria; Anthozoa; Scleractinia; Pocilloporidae. The record is from the annotation of a GenBank genome assembly.